GGCGUCACCUGGAAGUAGUCGCGCUGGGCGGGAUGACCGGAACAACAAGAUGGCGGAGAGUGAAGACUUUCGGCAGGAGUUGGUCCUGUAACACAGACCUCAGCCUAUUGACUGGUGAAACAACCGUGUUGCACAACACCAAAGCCAGCAUGAAUCUCCAGCAGCCAGCACCUCUCAUCCCCCCUGUCCACCCUGAUGUGCAGAUGAAGCCUCUGCCCUUCUAUGAUGUGCUGGACGUCCUAAUCAAGCCUUCAAGUCUAGGAGUGAGUCCUACACAGAGGUACCACCAAGAAAAAUAUUUUAUCUUUGCCCUGACACCACAGCAAGUUCGGGAAGUAUGCAUAUCCAGGGACUUCCUACCAGGUGGCAGAAGGGAUUAUAUGGUUCAAAUUCAACUGAGAUUUUGUUUGUCAGAGACAAGUUGCCCUCAAGAGGAUAACUACCCAAACAGUCUUUGCAUAAAGGUCAAUGGGAAACUUUUUCCUUUGCCAGGUUAUGCACCGCCACCAAAAAAUGGUGUGGAGCAGAAGAGACCAGGGCGACCUCUGAACAUAACCUCCCUUGUCCGACUUUCCUCUGCAGUACCCAAUCAGAUUUCAGUGACAUGGGCACCUGAAAUUGGAAAAACCUAUUCUAUGUCUGUGUACCUGGUGAGGCAACUGACAUCACCACUGCUCCUGCAGAGGCUGAGGAUGAAGGGCAUCAGAAACCCAGACCACUCCAGAGCACUAAUUAAAGAGAAGCUGACAGCAGAUCCAGACAGUGAGAUUGCCACCACAAGCCUUCGAGUCUCACUCAUGUGCCCGCUGGGUAAGAUGCGACUGACAGUGCCGUGCCGAGCAGUGACCUGCUCUCACCUGCAGUGUUUUGAUGCCGCCCUCUACCUGCAGAUGAAUGAAAAGAAACCCACCUGGAUCUGCCCUGUGUGUGACAAGAAGGCUGCAUAUGAGAGUCUCAUCAUUGAUGGUUUAUUCUUGGAGAUCCUGAAUGACUGCUCAGAUGUGGAUGAAAUCAAGUUCCAGGAGGACGGAACCUGGUGUCCCAUGAGACCAAAGAAAGAGGCAGUUAAAGUCCCCUCUCAGUCAGUUCAAAAAAUUGAGCCCACAGCUCCUUUACGACAGUCUUCAGUAGUCCCCCAUUCUACUGAGCCCAGCACCACCAAGAAGGCUGAUGUGAUUGAUCUGACUCUGGAAAGCUCCUCUUCUUCUGAUGAUGAAGAGGACACAGACCCUCCUCUGAAGAAACGCUGUGUUUACAUUUCCAAGAACGAGGAGAUGCACGCGAAGGGAGUGUUGACCUACCAGCCCACUGUGCGCAUGCCAAACGUCCAGGCCCUGGAUCCAUCCUUCCUAACCUCUACACUUGCUGACUAUGCAGUCCCCUUCCACCCAUCCACCCUGGCCACCAUCCCAACAGACAUGCAGAGUCUGGAUUUGUUUUCCUUAAUUCAAGCAGAUCCUCAGCAUUACAGGCCACAGAUGUUCCUGGACAACCUGACGAACAGCAUGCAAACUGCAGCUGCAGCCAGCACCAGCUCAGCCCUGGUCUCCUCCUCCAGCAGCCACUAUGACACCAGCACCCAUGCUGCCAGUUCCUUCCACGAGACGCGGGUCAUCACAGGAGGAGGGGGCGUUGGAGGAGGAACAGACAGCAGCAUAUCAGAUAUUAUUUCACUAGACUGAGCCACGUCUCACUGGACCUUUUCAGGCCCCUUUUCUGUGGCCUUUUUAGUGCGGACUACGUGUUCAUGCCAUGUCAAGUUUUACACCGAGGCACCCAAAUUGGUAUACAUGACCACUUUGAUGACCUAAACAUUUUCAUGAUGUUAAAAACUGUAUCCAGGCAUAUUUCUUUUUGCCAUUGGGUUUCUGAUUCUAAAUGGGGUUUGCGUCCUAUCUGCUACGGUAGGACGAUAAACGGUUUGAUGGCCAAGGACAACAUGUCGGUGAAUUAUCAUUUCUCUUCAAGUUCUCCUGACUUCAACAUUUGAGAAUCCUUCUCGUGCACUGUCAUACAUACCUUAUCACAUUAGAUCAAGAAGAAGGGAUUGAUUUAGCCUGGGUUUAGUCCAAUAUUCCCUGGUGGUUUAGCCUUGGUUUAGUCCAACAUUGCCCCAGUUUUUUGGGCCUUGGUUUAAUCCAGUAUUUCCUGGUGUUUUAUCCAUGGCUUGCUCUUCCACCUCCUUAGGAAAAUUUUGCAUCUCUAUGAUUUGCUAGAUGGGUGCCGUUGUGUACCAGCUAGGGAGCAUACACUUCACUGGAAUCAGUGGAACUAGUAAUCCCUUCACAUUAUUUGUUUCAGUGUUCAUAUAAAAUUACUGCUUGGGGAAGUUUAUUUCGGAGUUUCUACAUCUUAUAUUAUACAGUCUCAUGACCUGAACAGUCUGUCUUUUGGUCAUGUGUAAAAAUAUAUUAAUAUCCCAUCCACCCACAGCUCUGUAGAGGUUUUCCUGGGAGAAAGAUAAAUGUCUGUAAUACUUUUUCUCUCCCAGUUGCUUCAGUGCUGAAAAUAUUUAGGAACAUUGAACUCUUCAUUUAUACCAAUUUGGUUACUCGAACUUACAUGUCAAUCUGACUUCAGCCUGUUCUGGCCUGGUUGACCGGAACUGUGUGCCUGAUUAGAGUCAGCACGGAUGUGACAAGAGCUUGGACUCUGCUUUCAGCAAGAGCUUGUUUCACACAUCCAUGCAAGUAAAUGACAGAAGUAGGAAGGCCUUGGUGAAAAACAUUUGUGGACUGAUAAAGAUAGUGUUGACUGUUAACAUGGAAGGAAGGUCAGAAAUUCAGAUUUUUUCAUUGGUUCUACCAGCUGUCAGUCAGUACCCCAAUGAGGGCUGUAACAGGACAACUUUCAUGUCAUACCAACGUAAAAUGUUCCUUUGUAAUUUAGUCAGAGCAAUAAUAAUUUAACUAGUGUUAGGUUAAAUGAAGUUGUAAUUGUAGUUCAGAUACUCAGCAAACGAUUCCAGCUGGUUCAUACCACUCUGCCUCCCAAAUCCAAUCCUUUUCCUCUGUGUAUGGUCAAAUUAUUGGCUUAUAUAAGGUGCAAACAUGAUUCUGUUUUGUAAGAGAAAAACACUUAAAGGAAUAGUCAACUUGAGGCAAAUACGCUCAUUUGCUCUCUUUCAGAGAGUGAGAUGUCUACCUAAUGUCCGUGUAAGUACAAACCUUGAGACAUUAUGUUGUUAGCUUAGCAUGACUGGAAGUGGAUAGCCUGGCUCUGUUCAAAGUUCAAAAAUGCUCCUACCAACACCUCUGAGCUCACUAAUUAACAUGCUUUACCCUGUUUGUUUUCUCCUUAAACAAAAAUAUAUAGCCCCUUUCCCUUUCCCUCUGUUUUUCAAACCAAUGACAUUGAACGUAACACAGCAGUAAAAUAAAAACAAAAACACUGAGGCACACUCACCUGCUGCAGAGCCAUGCACACAGCUCUAAUCUACUGGCGAUGGGAAAGGAGUCUAUAGUCUAUAUUAAGCAGGUUUUGCCAUGUUUUUUUGGUUUUUUUUUUUUUUUUAAAGAUAUUUUUUGGGGCAUUUUAGCCUUUAAU
Messenger RNA from Epinephelus lanceolatus (giant grouper), 3546 nucleotides. RefSeq names its product protein inhibitor of activated STAT, 2 (gene pias2). The record is from RefSeq and is a predicted model, not a curated record. Gene Ontology annotation, molecular function: zinc ion binding; transcription coregulator activity; SUMO ligase activity. Gene Ontology annotation, cellular component: chromatin. Lineage: Eukaryota; Metazoa; Chordata; Actinopteri; Perciformes; Serranidae. Gene Ontology annotation, biological process: protein sumoylation; regulation of transcription by RNA polymerase II.